AUGGCCUCCUACCACAUCCGCAGAUACCGAGAGAGUGACCGCAAGCAGGUCCUGGAGUUGUACUGCUGGGGGAUGGCCCAGUACUAUUCCAUCACUUUCCGCCACCUCCUGAAGCUGCCCCGCACGCACGUGCUCUUACUCGGUGGGCCCCUGGCUUUGUACCUGGCCUCAGGCUCCUGGGCCCUGGCCCUCCUGGCCGAUGUGGCCCUCCUGGGCACCCUGUGGCUCCUGGCCAGGUAUAUCUGGCUCAACAUUAUGAACGAAUCUUUGCUCACAGACAUGGCAGACAUCACCAAGGCCUAUUUCAGUGAGCCUGGCUCCUGCUUCUGGGUGGCCGAGUGCAGGGAGAAGGUGGUAGGCAUAGUGGCAUGUCUCCAAGUGGGUGACCCCACCCUGCGGGGGAAGCAAGUGGAGCUAGUACACAUGUUUGUAGCCUUGGAGCAUCGUGGCCAGGGGCUGGCCAAAUCCCUGGUCAGGACGCUCCUCCAGUUUGCCCGUGACCAGGGUUACAGGGAGGUGGUCCUGUCCACCACCAUACUUCACCGCGUGGCCCAUCGCCUGUACCAGGGCCUUGGCUUUCGCAGGACGCACACGUACUACGCGUCUAUCAUCUGGAGGAUUGCAGCCAUUCCCAUCAUCUACUUCGUCUGUCCGCUUCCCUCCGUCUAG
Molecule: messenger RNA, 669 nt
Organism: Elephantulus edwardii (Cape elephant shrew)
Lineage: Eukaryota; Metazoa; Chordata; Mammalia; Macroscelidea; Macroscelididae
Product: probable N-acetyltransferase 8B-like
Exons: 1
Coding region: 1-669 (222 amino acids)
Molecular function (GO): N-acetyltransferase activity
Source: RefSeq, a predicted model, not a curated record